GAAAGGGAAGAUAAUAAGCGAGUGAAUGAAAAGGGAGAAAGGAGUUAGUGGAUUGGAGAGAGGGAAAGAGAAGGAUAAGAUAGUAAAUGAGUAAAAAAAACGAGACAUAGAGAAGAAAGUGAAUGAAUGAGAGAGAGAGAGAGAGAGACAAGUUAGUAUGUGAAAAAAAUGAGACAGAGAAAAAUGUGAGUGAGUGAAAAAGACAGAAGUUGGUGAAUAAAUAAGAGAGAAAGAGAGAAGCGAGUGAGUGAGUAGCAGACCAGGACAAGCGGGUCUGUUAAUUUCUUCACACGAUCAGUGGCGCUUUCUGCUUUUACCAGAACCAUUUUUCUCCCCGUUGCUGAUAGGUUUCUAACUACAGCAUACGUACACACACUCCGGCAAGAUGAAUUGCCAAAGAAAUGUCAUUAUAUGCAAAGGUCGUGCUCCGCGUACUUCAAAGUUACAAAAACCAAGGCCAUUGAAAAGAGAAACCUUAAAUGGUACACAAAACGGGAAUAUUUUCUGUGGUGGAUUCUACCUCCUAAGCCCUACUGAUCCAGAUGUUGAUUUGAAUAAUCAUAUACCAUCGACGUCCACCAAUGGUAAACUAUGUGAGAGAAAAAUUAUUCUUCAAAAUGUUCUGCAGAACAAGGCAAAUUUUGUGAUCCAAAGGAGUCUGUCUCAUGAGCCCCUAAGUGAGAGCAGUUCAUCAGUAUUGAAGUGUAAUGGGCCCAGAUCAGCUGGUUGUGUCAAUAGUUCCAGAUCUGUUUUCUUUGGAGAUGUAAAAGAAAAUAAAUACCAUUCUUUGACAGAUGUUCUUCAUUUGAUGAAUGAUAUUUUGCCCGAAAUUUCUUCCCAAGAAAAACUGAAAUGCAAAUUGUCACGACAGAAGCUUCUUCAUUUGUCGACUUCCCCUUCAUCUCAGAAACCUCCCAAAGAUUGGAUGCAGUUACGACUAGAGUUUCCUGAUUUAUUUAAUUUAGAGAAUUUAACAUAUGUGGACCCUACAGAGCAAGAAUAUUGGCUUGAGCAAUUGGAAUCUAGAAAGUGUGUUAGUCUUUUUGUUUCUUCUUCCAAUCGGAGACAGCGGUCCCGGUGUAGCUCAGAAGUCAGUGACUAAAUCAAUCAAACUGAGCAGACUUACAAGUUGGAACUCUGAGAAAGAAUACUUUGAAACAAAAAAACAAUGAAAAAAUACCACAAAAAAAAAAAGACAAAAAGCUAGAAACUUAAUCCAGAGAGCAAUUUUUGUGAUCAAAAAAAAAAAAAAACUUUAGUUCUUAACUCUGUGAUUUCAUUCUCUCUUCUUACAUCAUUCCAUUUCUCCAGUUCCCCCUACCCCCCCUAAAUUUUUUUUUUCCAUAGCAUAUUUAUUUGCUUUGUUUAAUGAUUGUCCUUUUGGUUUGUGCAGUCUUUCAGGACAUUCAACAAAUGUGCCAAAACAUUGGAAACUUGAAUUCCAGAGAAACAACAAAAAAAAAGAAAAAGUUAUCAGAUUUCAAAUUAUUUUUAACUAAUUUGAAUGAGUUUUUUUCUUUUCUUCCUUUGCAUUUUCUUUUUUAUUUUACUUUUCGAUUAUUUUUAAUAUUUUUUUUUUUUAUCCUUUCCUGUUUUUUCAGUAAAAGACCUGUGAUAAAUAUUUUAGAACUGAAUGAGAAAUUCUUUCUUAUGAGAAGAUACAAGAAAACUCUCAAAUGUUUAAUAAUUGGAUGUGGAAAUCUUUUUUCAAUUAUUAUUGCUGAGAAGAAACCUUUGAGGAAAUGAAACCAACCCAAAGUCAACCUCUGUUCCUUGUUGUUUCAUCCAUUUUAUUGGUUCUAAAUUGGUUCGUUUCAACUGUGAAACCUUAAAUUAAUCUUAAGUUGCAGUUUUUAUUUAUUACUUCAUGUGAUGUUUAACCAUUCUUUGGUGUUAGUUCUUUCUUUCUAGGAUUUGUCAUGGAAUACAUUGGAAUACAUCAAAAUAUUUUUAUUAAUUGUUUUUGCUUUUUGGUAAUAUUUUUUUUUUUUUUUUUAAAUUCCAUUUCAUGUAUUUUAAACCAAUUCCUUGAAGAGAUUUUCUGCUUUUUGUAUUAUUGAUGUUACCAGUACAAAUAAUUUAACAAGUUUAAGCUUCAAAUGGAGAAAAUAAACAACUGUUAUUUAUUUCUAUAUUUGCUGGGUUUGACUGCUGCAUUCUUGGAUUUAAGUUUAAGGAAAUUUUCAGCUUUAUGUUGUAAGGUUACACUAAGAGGAAAAAAAAAGUUUUUUUAUUUUAAUCUCUUAACAGCUGUUUUAUUGAGAUUUUAAUCAAAGUUAACAUUGUAAUCAGUAAGUCUCACUUGAAAUCCAACUCUCUGUUUCUACAUAUCUUAAAACCUUGCUAAAAGAUAUUAGUAUGAAAAAAGAAAAAAAAAAAAAUGUAAAUAUGUGUUUGUAUGAAACUUCAAGGUCAGUUCGAAAAUAGGUUAAAAUCUGGAAUCUAAAGAAACUUGGUGAUGGUCUCCAUUGGCAAUAAUUCAUAAGAGAAUGUGUGAAAGAGUUCUUUGAUAAUUUAGGUGAAGAAAUAUAAUGUUUUUGGCUGCUUGCACUUUGAUCUGAGAGCAAGGAUGAUUGUUUUGUUGUUUUGGUUGCACACCAAUGUGCAGCAUUGUUAGCUUGCAACUAAAGAACAACUCUUUCAAGGCUUUUUUUUUUUUUGUCUUUUAAUCUUCUCUGUUCUCUGAUGAAGAGCAACAGCCUGAAACAUGAAAUUAUUUAAUUCAACUGAACUUAUCAACCUCUUGUACAAAGUCUUCCAUUUAGAGAAUAGAUUGGUAUUGUGCUUGUUGUUUUAUAGUUUGGUAAAUAAAUCCCGGAAGCAUGAAUAUUCUAACUUUACCCCCCCGCCCAAAAAAAAAACAUUAGUAGAAAAUUCUUAGAAAAACAUUGUUCUGAAUACAACCCUUAGAUACUUCUGUUCACUUGAAUGCCCCCCCCCCUCACCAUUUUAACUGAAGAAAAAACACAAGUAUUAAACUUUGUAACAAUUUUUUUUUUUUAGUGUAAUAUUUUAUGGCAAGUCUAUGCUUCAUAUGCUUGGUUUAGAUUUGAUCCCUUUAUAUAUAUAUAUAUACAUAUAUAUAUAUAUAUAUAUAUAUAUAUAUACACACACACUCACAUACACACACUUAUACAUAUUGUAAAUAUGUGCAUUAUAUUCAAAAACAAAAAAUUACCAAAUAAAUUGGAUUUAUGUUAUGUCUGUUUUAAAUGUUCAAUUUCAAAUUGUAUUUUUUAUUAAAAAUGUCAAGACAGUUCUUCAGUUAAUUUCACUUUUCAAGUUUGUAUUUAUGUAUUUCAACCUGUACACACACAUUGAAUCAUCAUCCUCAUCCUCAUUAUUAUUAUUAUUAUUAUUAUUAUUAUUAUUAUUAUUAUUAUUAUCAUCAUCAUUAAUAUUAUUACUAUUAUAUUUGUUGAUUUUCUGUACUAAAUGUAAAGGCUGCAUCUCAUCUUCAAAGUGAUUUGAAUCAAUUUCUUUUUAUACAUAUGCAUGGUUGCAUAAAACAACUCCUUUGCUAAUGUCUCUAAUAAUAAUUAUUCUUCAAAACAUUUCCCGUGGAUUACAUACACAAGCCCCAUAAGAUGGCCAGUUUUCUCCCAGUAUCCAUUUUAAAAGAUCACCUACUCAAAAAAAAUCCCUAUGUCUCACAUUUGUGUUUCUUCAAAACUUAUAAACAUACAUUUUCCACCAUUUUCUCAACACAACUAUUUCUAACUACAAAAAAAGUUCUUGAACCAUUCCUUCUUCAGUAUUCCUGAAACUGCUCCCUUACUCAUCCUACUUCCUUAUUUAAUUACCACACUUGUACGAACUGAAAAAUGCCACCCCCUUUGGUAUCACUCAGUUUUUGUUUUUUUUUUCUUGAUUCAAGAGAGAAUGCUAGUUAGAAAAUUAUAAUUAAUAUUAAUUUGAAUAUUUCAUUUAAUUUUUAACCUUGUAAAACUGACUAAAAAUGAAGAAUUAGCUACCAAUAUUAUUACUAUUUCAUGGUGUUACUAAUCUCACUGUAUAUUCCAGUCACGCAAGGUUUAGUCUUUUACCCUUUGAUCCAGCAAAAUUCAAAACUCUGACUUAGAAACAAUGAAUUAAGCUUAAUUAUAAAAAAAAGAAACAUCUUUGUCUUUGCCAGUCUUCAACACAAUUCACUUUGUUAAUUUUCAUCCUAAAUCCAGUUAUAUUGCCCUUAGAACUUUUGACUUAUUGGCUGCUACUACUGCUACUAUUAGAGAUUUUGUUUUCAUGUGAUAUAGCCAAAGCAGGGGUAACUUUACUCUGCUUUUGAAGCUGUGCAUGAAGGACAAUUUUGAGCUCAGUUCUGCCAGUUAACAAAACAAUUAUCCUUUUGUACUUUUGAUGUUUAGUGCAUAGAUCUAUAUACAUUCCCUUUAAGCCUAUUUAGACUAAUCUCAAGAGUUGAGUGGUCUUUGCUAUUGACACUGUAUAAUGCUGGUGAUAUGGUACAAAUUGGUGGAACUGAU
Octopus sinensis (East Asian common octopus) is the source of this 4484-nucleotide messenger RNA. RefSeq lists its product as uncharacterized. The transcript is spliced from 8 exons. The record is from RefSeq and is a predicted model, not a curated record. NCBI's taxonomy places the organism in Eukaryota, Metazoa, Mollusca, Cephalopoda, Octopoda, Octopodidae. The coding region runs from base 386 to 1102 and encodes 238 amino acids.